GUUACAGUGGGCUGAUCGAUUUGGGUUGCUAUUUGUUUUUGUUUUUAUUUAUGCUUUACGCACAGAAUAUGCGACAAACUAGUAAGUGGUAUUUGCUCGAUAUAUUUCAUAUAUUUGUAUAAAUUUUAAGCAUUGGUGUUCUUUGAAAUAUUAUUCUGCUCUAGGUGAAUAAUUUGGGAAUGGAAAACUCCGACGGUAUUGUGCACAAGACGGUGCCUCCAUUAACAAUAAAAAAUGUACGAGCCCUACAAACCGUGCACAUUUCUGACGAAUCUGAUUCCGGAUCCAACUCUGACAAUGAGAAUCUAUUGAUAGACGAAGUCUACGAACUGACCACUUCUGACGAUGUGCAGGACGAAAUGAUUCUGAUAGUUGAAGAGCCAGCAGCGGAUUACAUCGAGGACGAGAUUACCCACAGUUCCAGGGGGUCAUCUAACAGACAAUCGAUAGCUAGCAGUGAUGAAUGCCAUAGUACUCUGCAACGUUCUCCACCUGGUCAGCAGUCCGGAAAUACUUCCGCUCAUAGCUCCAGGGGAAACCGACGUAAAAGUCAUCACGUUCCUAAGCAGGGUGGAGAUGUGGUUUUCGAGGAAGCUACUAUUCUAACGGUGCCAGAUGACGACCAGGGUCAACCAGAGAUUGGUAAUUCCAAUCGUGAUCUGAUGAAGAAUAUCGCGAUGCUGAAAAGUUGUAUCAAUUAUGUGUUGGAGCAGCAGGAUAUGAAGCCUUUAGUAUUUAAGCACAAUUUUGAAAAAAUACCGAAGCUUGUAGAACAGUAUAAUCAAAUGAGGGAAGAUAAGCAAAAAACCUAGAUAAUUAAUUCAUUAAAGCAAUAUUAUUUUGGAAUA
Messenger RNA from Topomyia yanbarensis, 848 nucleotides. RefSeq lists its product as uncharacterized. NCBI's taxonomy places the organism in Eukaryota, Metazoa, Arthropoda, Insecta, Diptera, Culicidae. The coding region runs from base 180 to 812 and encodes 210 amino acids. The record is from RefSeq and is a predicted model, not a curated record. The transcript has 2 exons.